AUGGCAGAAGUGCACAAAAAAGCCAGCCUAUCUGGGGACCCAAAUCUUAAGACAAGACAAAGUCUAAUAGAGGUUGACCCUGGCAGUUCAGUUUCAGGAUCUCCAGCUGCUGGGGUCCACGGCAAAAAUGACCGACAUUAUGGUACUAUGCACGAUAGGACAAAAAAAUUAGGACAUCGUAGGGUCAAUGAGGAUGGGUCUGUAACCUACAAAAAGAAAACGACGACAGAAUUGAUGUCCGCCAUACAAUUAGGUAUUGGCCAAAGUAUUACUUCAUUGAGCAGUAAGCCGAAAAGAGAUUUAUUACUGCAAGAUUUUUCAAUUGUUGAGACUGUCUUUUUCCCCAAAGAUGGUAGUUCGUCGACCCCGCCCCACGAAUAUUCAGAUUUCCGAUUCAAAACGUACGCCCCGGUUGCUUUCAGAUAUUUCCGCGAACUCUUUGGAAUCCAGCCAGACGACUUUCUGAUCUCACUGUCGAACUACCCUCUCAAAGAACUUUCUAACCCGGGUGCCAGUGGUAGUAUUUUUUACAUAACCGAAGAUGACGAAUUCAUCAUUAAGACCGUGAGCAAUAAGGAGGCUGAUUUUCUACAGAAGUUAUUGCCUGGAUAUUAUAUGAAUUUGAAUCAAAACCCAAGGACAUUGUUGCCAAAAUUUUAUGGACUGUUUUGUUAUCAGUGUGGUGGCAAAAACAUUAGAUUCGUUGUUAUGAAUAACUUGCUACCGAUGUCAAUCAAAAUGCACGAAAAGUACGAUUUGAAGGGCAGUACAUACAAGAGGAAGGCGUCGAAACAGGAAAGAUCGAAGAAGUCUCCGACGCUGAAGGACCUGGAUUAUCAGGGCCUGCACCCGGAAGGAAUCAUGCUGGAGGCUGACACGUUCAGUGCCCUCUCUAAAACUAUCGAGAGAGAUUGCAGGGUGUUACAAAGUUUUCAGAUAAUGGAUUACAGCUUGUUGAUGUCCGUACAUAACUUGGAUCAGGCUAUGAAAGAAAGGGAAUCGUUAAAGGAAAGUGAGCAUGACUCUCCAGCUGGCCAAUCAGCAACUGCUUCCAGUGGCGAUGGUGGUGGUGGAGGAGGAAAAAUAACGAGAGGCAGAUCGAUUCACCAGAGACUGGCUCAGUUCUCGACAACAAUGGAAGCAAUCCACGCAAAAAGUGAACCUCUAGAAAUCGACGAAGAUGAAGUCCCAUCCGGGGGAAUUCCAGCCAGAAACUUCAAAGGUGAUCGCCUCCUGCUCUUCAUAGGCAUCAUCGACAUCCUGCAAAAUUACAGGCUGGCCAAGAAGUUAGAACACGCUGUCAAGUCCAUUGUUCACGAUGGGGAUACGAUUUCAGUGCACAGGCCGGGUUUCUAUGCGCAGAGGUUUCAAAGCUUCUUCACAUCGACUGUCUUCAAGAAAAUCCCAUCGCCGAUGAAGCACUCGCCAAUACAGAAGAAGUCUCUCGCCACGGCCCCGAUAGCCACUUCAACUACUACAACUGCAGCUGCUAACGAUAAAGGUGGACGGCCUGAUGUCCUGCCCAGUGCGACGCCCCCACCUACGUCGUCCAUGGCCGAUUUGAACCUAACCACUGGCCACGACAAACCGACAAAUAGCAGCGGUUCUUUACCCGUAAGUAUGGAGAUGACACGUCACGUGAUUUCUCCGGCUCAUCUGAUUGGUUCGUUCACCUCGACGAGCACGCCCACUCAUACGUCAUUCACUGAAGGUACGCCCAGCUAUACGGCUUCUAGCCCGAGUUGUUCGAUGAACUCCCUAUCAACCCCGUGUCACGUAGUUGAGCCUCAAAACAUCAACGAAGCCACGCCCCACAGCGAUUGGAUUGGUCAAAGGUCGGCUCUCGUCGACCAAUCAGAUCGCCAGAAAACAUUCGAGGGGACAGACGUCGAUGAAAUCGACCAAUCACAGAUCAGCAGCCUGUCACGUGAAGUUACUGCCACUAUUUCUCGAUUGUAUAAUCAGAUUGAUGACGAAAAUACUACGACUUCUAAUUCUACUACUACUACUACUACUACUACCUCUGCUGCUGCUUCUACAACUGCUGCUGCUGCUACUACGCAAGCUGCUACUACUACUACUGCUACUACAGAUGCUACUACUAUUUCUAAUGAUAGUAUAUCAAUUCCUGGUGCUGUGGUAAGUGCUACGAAAUUGUAAAAAUGUAUUGAAUUUAUAUACAGAGUGUCUAAUUAUGUCUGCUAUAAUUAUGAAAUUAUAGUUGCAACAAUUAUGAAAUCAUAGUUGCUAUAAUUAUAAAAUUAUAGUUGCUAAAAUUAUGAAAUUGUGGUUGCUAUAAUUAUAAAAUUAUGGUUG
Molecule: messenger RNA, 2316 nt
Organism: Helobdella robusta
Lineage: Eukaryota; Metazoa; Annelida; Clitellata; Rhynchobdellida; Glossiphoniidae
Exons: 18
Coding region: 1-2160 (719 amino acids)
Biological process (GO): phosphatidylinositol metabolic process
Molecular function (GO): phosphatidylinositol kinase activity
Source: RefSeq, a predicted model, not a curated record